Messenger RNA from Fonsecaea multimorphosa CBS 102226, 1176 nucleotides. RefSeq lists its product as uncharacterized. The record is from RefSeq and is a predicted model, not a curated record. NCBI's taxonomy places the organism in Eukaryota, Fungi, Ascomycota, Eurotiomycetes, Chaetothyriales, Herpotrichiellaceae. The transcript has a single exon. Bases 1 to 1176 code for a protein of 391 amino acids.
AUGCCUUCUGCCCAGAAUAUUGACGAGUACAUGGUGCUGCCCAAGGAGCCUCCGGCGCUCAACAUCCCGUCCUCCAACUCGACCGUGUCGGUCAAGAUCAUCGACAGCACGUCGUGGAUCGAAGCGACGUUGGGAUCCUUGUUCGGCCCCACGAUACCAGGCCACGACAAGCUCGCGUGCCCGGCGUUCGCGUUCUUGAUCGAGCAUGAACACUUGAACCGCAAGAUCCUGUUCGAUCUGGGCACGAGGAAGGACUGGGAGAACCUGGCGCCCAGCAUCGUCAACACGAUCAAGGCCCACAAAUGGGGUGUGGCGGCGGAGAAGAACGUGUCGGAAAUUCUGAGCGAGAAUGGCGUGGCGCUCGAGAGUAUCGAGGGCAUUAUCUGGAGUCACUGGCACUAUGACCACACGGGCGACCCGAGCACGUUUCCGCCCUCGACAAAAUUGAUCGUCGGUCCCGGGUUCAAGGAAGCGCUCAUGCCCGGGUAUCCCGUGAACCCAAAUAGCCAGGUGCUGGAGACGGACUGGAAAGGGCGCGAAGUUGUCGAAGUUGAUUUCUCCGCGUCAGGCGACCUGAUGGUGGGCAACUUCAAGGCCAUGGACUAUUUCGGCGAUGGAUCCUUCUACAUCGUCGACGCGCCGGGUCACGCCGUCGGCCAUGUCUGCGGCCUCGCGCGCGUGACGCCUGACACUUUCGUCUUCAUGGGCGGCGAUGCCUGCCACCACGGCGGAGAGUAUCGUCCCACCGAGUACCUGCCUCUUCCUAAGCAGAUCCCUCUCGACAUCCCCAGCGCGACGAGCAGGAUCAAGUCAAAGGGCGGGUUUUGUCCCGGUGCCGCCUUCUGCGACGUCUUCCACCACGGCAAACCCAACAAGGAAGUCUACAUGCUCACCAAAAACUUUUCCCACGACACCGACCGGGCCAACUUGACCAUCAAGUACCUCGAGGAGUUUGAUGCCGCGGACAACGUCUUUGUCAUCAUUGCCCACGACACGGAUCUCCUCUCCAAGGAAGCCGAGAUUGUCUUCUAUCCAAAUGGCACGCUGAAUGAUUGGAAAGCGAAGCGUCUGGACGAGAAAGCAAGAUGGCUCUUUUUGAGGGAUUUUGCCGAGGCGGCUGACAAGGGUCUGAAGCAGGAGUCGGAAGUAGGCGAGGGUAUCGUUCUCAAGCCUUGA